AUAUAUGCCUUCGUUCCUCGAUCGUCAGCCGCCGCCAGUUCCUUUGCCGGUUCGCGCACCACGCAACGCAAGUGCUCUUCCCUUCUUCUCUCUCGGUUCUCGCCUUCUCGGCCCUCCUCCUCUAUUCUUCCCUCUCGUCCACGGCCACAGGCUAGCCGGCCUUGAGCGCCUGUGACGGCGCAGGUUCUGGGGUUGCAACACGCCCCUCCGCCCUUCCGGCGCAUCUGCUGAAUUCCACUCUCCUCUUGCCCGCCGGCGUCGCCUCUUUUCUUUGCUAUCGUCGGCCUCGGACCCCAAAGACGACAACAGCAGGAGGGCAGCGCACCUGUGAAAGCGGCGCCUCUCUUGCCGUUAAAUUUCCGCGUCGCCUGGCUUCUCUUCCGCACUCUGCUUUCAAGCCCCUCUGCCAUGACCGUGCCCACCAAAGACGACAGCCAAAGCGGCACGGUGGCCGACACAGUGCCAUUACCGACAUACCGUUCGUUAGCAGCGCCGGUGAGGAAGCCUGUCGACAAGUUCGCGCUCCUCCCGGCCUUCCUCAAGGUUAGAGGGCUUGUGAAGGAGCACAUCGACUCAUUUAACUACUUUGUCAACAAAGGAAUCAAGAAGAUCGUUGAGGCAAACAACCGAAUUGAAGCGCGCAACGAUCCAUCCAUUUACCUUAGGUACCUUGGUGUGCAUGUUGGCAUGCCCUCGGUACAUGUAGAGUAUAACAUUGAAAAUAUCACACCACAUUUUUGCCGCCUUACUGACCGCACUUACUCUGCUCCCAUAAAAGUUCAUAUCGAAUACACUGUCGGAAAGCAGCAUGAAGUGAGAAGAAAGAAUAACUUUAUCAUUGGCUACAUGCCUAUUAUGCUAAGAAGCCAUGCCUGUAUUCUGUAUGAAAAGGAUGAAGCUGAACUAGCAAAAUAUGGUGAGUGCCCUCUUGAUCCUGGCGGCUACUUUGUUGUCAAAGGAACAGAGAAGGUCAUUCUAAUUCAAGAACAGCUAGCAAAGAAUCGUAUUAUUGUUGACACUGAUAGCAAAGGAAGGGUGAUCGCAUCUGUUACCAGUAGCACGCAUGCAAUAAAAAGCAAGACGGUGAUUUUUAUGGAUAAGGGGAAGAUUUAUUUACAGCUGAAUCAGUUCAACAAGCCAAUUCCUAUUAUAGUGGUGAUGAAAGCGAUGGGAAUGGAAAGUGAUCAGGAGACUGUACAAAUGGUUGGCAGGGACCCAAGAUACGGAGAUCUCUUAUUUCCAUCUAUUCAGGAAUGUGCUUCAGAGAGAAUAUAUACACGCCAGCGAGCCCUGCAGUACAUGGAUGAGAAGGUGACGUAUCCUGGUGCCACAAAUCAGAAGGAAGGUCGGUCAUACUCAAUCCUCCGUGAUGUGUUUAUUGCCCAUGUGCCGGUUAAAAAUGGGAACCUACGACCAAAGUGUAUAUACACUGCCUUAAUGUUAAGGCGCAUGAUGGACGCAAUCGUAAAUUCUGACACCUUUGAUGAUAAGGAUUAUGUUGGAAACAAGAGAUUUGAGUUGUCUGGCCAACUAAUAUCCCUUCUUUUUGAGGACCUAUUCAAAACAAUGAAUUCCCAAGCUGUUGAGCGCAUGAAUAAAAAUAGUGACAAGACUCACUCUAGUCCUUUGGAUUUUAGCCAGUUGAUAAUGCAAGAUUCCAUUACCUUUGGUCUGGAAAGGGCUAUUUCCACAGGAAAUUGGGAUAUUAAACGUUUUAGGAUGCAUAGGAAAGGUGUAUCUCAGGUUCUUUCGAGGCUAUCCUACAUGGCAUCUUUAGGCUAUAUGACGCGGAUAACACCCCAAUUUGAGAAGACUCGUAAAACAAGUGGUCCACGUGCUUUGCAGCCUAGUCAGUGGGGUAUGCUCUGCCCAUGUGAUACUCCUGAAGGAGAAGCUUGUGGAUUGACAAAAAAUUUAGCUUUGCUUUCUCAUGUCACAACAGACCAAGAGGAAGGCCCACUGAUAUAUCUGUGUUAUAGUCUAGGCGUGGAGGAUUUAUUGUCUCUCUCAUCUGAAGAAAUUCAUACGCCGGGUUCAUUUCUGGUCAUGUUCAAUGGAUUAAUACUGGGGAAACACAAAGAUCCUCAGAGGCUUGUUAUUGAUUUGAGGAAUUUACGUCGAUCUAAUGUAAUUGGAGAGUUUGUAAGCAUUUUUAUUAAUGAGAAACAGCAUUGCGUUCACAUUGCCUCUGAUGGUGGCCGUGUUUGUCGCCCACUUAUAAUUGCUGAUAUGGGGAUAUCAAGGAUCGAUGAGACUCACAUGGAAAAACUGAGGCAUGGAACUUGUGGUUUUGAUGAUUUCCUGCGUGAUGGGUUGAUUGAAUAUCUUGAUGUUAAUGAAGAAAACAAUGCACUGAUUGCAUUGUAUGAGCACAUGGAUCAAGAUGAUGUUGAAAGAAGCAGCAUCACACACAUUGAAAUAGAGCCAUUGAGUAUCUUAGGGGUUGUAUCUGGACUUAUUCCAUAUCCACACCAUAACCAAUCUCCACGUAAUACUUACCAGUGUGCAAUGGGUAAGCAAGCGAUGGGAAAUAUUGCAUAUAAUCAGUUGUUCAGAGCAGAUUCACUACUGUACUUACUAGUGUAUGCACAACGGCCACUGCUAACGACGAAAACUAUUGAGUUGGUGGGGUAUGAUAAACUUGGCGCUGGGCAGAACGCCACUGUUGCUGUCAUGGGAUAUAGUGGUUAUGAUAUUGAAGAUGCAAUUGUGAUGAACAAGUCAUCCCUUGAUCGAGGAUUUGGCCGUUGCAUAGCAUUGAAAAAGUACACAGUUUUAAAGGAUAACUAUGGAGAUGGUGUAUCCGAUAUGAUUGUUGAACCCCAAAGAGAUAAUGGUGUUUUGAUUAAACAGAAUAUGAGAGCGUUGGAUGAAGAUGGAAUUGCCGGACCUGGUCAAAUUAUUCGCAAUCAUGAUAUCUAUGUAAACAAGCGAACUCCCAAAAACACUUCAAAAGGUAUUGGUAGGGCAUUGAGAGAAAGUGACUACAAGGACUCACCUGCCUUGUACAAAGGUGUUGAUGGUGAGACUACUGUGGUAGAUCGUGUAAUGCUGUGCUCAGAUACAAAUGAUAAGUUAUCCAUUAAGUGUAUUAUUCGUCACACUAGAAGGCCAGAGGUUGGUGACAAAUUCAGUAGCAGACAUGGGCAGAAAGGUGUCUGUGGUACGAUUGUUCAGCAAGAAGACUUCCCCUUCUCUGAGAGAGGAAUCUGUCCUGAUUUAAUCAUGAAUCCACAUGGUUUCCCAAGUCGUAUGACAAUAGGUAAAAUGAUUGAACUUCUUGGUGGAAAGGCUGGUGUUUCUUGUGGACGGUUUCACUAUGGCAGUGCAUUUGGUGAGCCAAGUGGUAAUGCUGACAAGGUUGCAGACAUAAGCUCUACUCUAAUCAAGCAUGGUUUCAGCUAUAAUGGAAAAGAUUUCUUGUACUCAGGCAUUCUUGGUCAGCCUCUUGAGGCAUACAUCUUCAUGGGACCAAUCUACUAUCAGAAACUAAAGCACAUGGUUCUUGAUAAGAUGCAUGCUCGAGCUAGUGGACCGCGGGUGUUACUGACGAGGCAACCAACUGAGGGGCGAAGCCGUGAUGGAGGCUUGCGUCUUGGUGAGAUGGAACGUGAUUGUCUAAUUGCAUAUGGCGCGAGCAUGCUAAUAUUUGAACGUCUACUGUUAUCAAGUGAUCCUUAUCAAGUCCAGGUUUGCAGAAAAUGUGGCUUGUUAGGCUACUACAAUCACAAACUGAAGACUUCAUACUGUUCAAUGUGCAAGAAUGGGGAAAACAUGGCCAAGAUGAGGCUGCCAUACGCUUGCAAGCUUCUAUUCCAGGAGUUGCAUGCAAUGAAUGUAGUACCACGCUUGAAGUUAACCGAAGUAUGACAGAUGCUGGGACUGUACAAUGAGAGAGAUGCUGGAUUCGAAAUGUGUUUAGAGCUAUAUGAUAAAUUAAAGCCCUCUUUGAUAGGGGCAUAGGGCUUUUUUUUUUUUGUUAACUGGUUCGAGAGAAACCACGUUUAGGUGUGUGGUUUCAGCCGUCUAGCUAGUCUCUUCGCGGGCUUCUCUUCUCCCGCGGAGGUAUACAAGCUAUCGCCGGGCAAUUGUUGUAUAUAUAGUUUUUUCCCGAUGUCAUAUAUGAAGGAAUCUGGACCUCUUUGUUUAGAUGAUCGCUGAACGCCCUGCAGGGCUAGAUUACGAUCUUUGAAUGCUGAAUCAUUGGCAUGUGCCAUUAUUAUUCUAGAGUCACUCGAUAA
Messenger RNA from Zea mays, 4241 nucleotides. Its product is annotated as DNA-directed RNA polymerase III subunit 2. Bases 409 to 3870 code for a protein of 1153 amino acids. Gene Ontology annotation, biological process: DNA-templated transcription. Gene Ontology annotation, molecular function: DNA binding; DNA-directed RNA polymerase activity; ribonucleoside binding. The record is from RefSeq and is a predicted model, not a curated record. The transcript has 38 exons. Lineage: Eukaryota; Viridiplantae; Streptophyta; Magnoliopsida; Poales; Poaceae.